GUAAGCAUAAACGCUCUUGAAAUCCUGCUGUUUGUUGACAAUUAAUUGUAACAGAUAUUGGUAAAAGCCUAUGAGUCAUGAAGCAUCAUGUCUCCCACAGGCGCACCAGCUUUACCACCUCGUAAACUAUCACAAGCAAAUCGCCCUCAAUCUAUCGAAUCAAUUGCAACUAGACUGAAAAAUCCAUUACUAGAACCCAGUUGCAUAGAAGAAGCAGAAUGGUAUUGGGGUGACAUAACCAGAGAUGAUGUACAAGAAAAACUUGCUGACAAGCCUGAUGGUACGUUUCUGGUUCGAAAUGCAUCAAAUAAGGCUGGAGAGUAUACCUUGACAUUAAGGAAAGGAGGAACCAAUAAAUUAAUAAAAAUAUAUCACAAAAAUGAAAAAUUUGGUUUUUCAGAACCUUACAAUUUUUCUUCUGUUAUUGAUCUUGUGAACCAUUACCGUAAAGUUUCUUUGUCACAAUAUAAUGCAACAUUAGAUGUAAAGUUAUUGUACCCUGUGUCCAGAUUACAUCAAGAUGAAGAGUUUGGUACUUGGAAAAGUUUAAAUGUAGACGUUGUAUGGAUGCGUUUGAUCGAACUGCUUAAAGAUAUUUUGAAGAAAUCUAUUUCAUAUGAAAAAUUAUCUAAAGAAUUUCAGACUGCAAUGGUCGAUACAUCGUCAAUGCGUAUGGGACUGCAGCAGUACCAGGAAGUGAAUAGAAUGUUUGAAGAUCAGUUAAGAGUACAUGAUAAAUUUCUUAACGAAGCUGAACGCCAUGAAUCUGAUAAUCUAGUUAAAAAUAUUGAAAUAGUAAAGAGACGAAUUAAGUUACUGCUAGAUAGCAAAGCGGUACUUGAGGAGAAAUUAGUCACACAAGUGGACUAUAGUCAGACAUUGGAGCGGCAAAUGUAUCAAUUAAAACAAGAAGGUGCAGUACUCACACGCCGAAAAGAUAAAUCAGUUCGGUGGUUAUUGAACCAUGGUGUGGCUUACGAAGCAAUUCAUCGAGUGUUGAACGGCACUGAUUGGAAUACUUGUAAGCCUGAAGAUAUCCAACUGCCUCAAAACCUCUCUCAUUUAGAUGAGGGUACUUGGCUGCUGCAACCCUGUUCACGUGUAGAUGCUGAGCGCCUGUUAAAUGGCAGGCGUAAUGGAACAUUUUUGAUACGACCUAGUCGUACAGGGCAAUCAGCAUUAUCUAUAGUUUGCAAUGGAGUUGUAAAUCAUUGUAUAGUGUACAGUACUCCAAAAGGAUUUGGAUUUGCUGAACCUUACAAUAUAUAUUCUUCUCUAAAAGAUCUAGUCAUGCAUUAUUCUCAAACUUCCUUAGAAGAACACAAUGAUUCUCUGACUACUACAUUAGCUUACCCCGUGAUAGCUGAAAAUGACAAAAAAUUAAAUGAGUAGCAUAUUACCAGUAUCAACUUGCAUAUCAUAGUGUUUAUGCAAUUUGGUGAUUCAAUUUUUGUGAUAAUUAAUUACCUAUUAAAUGUUAAUUAUUUACUAGUAUUAACGAGUUAUUUAAUGAGGAGUAAUAUUUUUCAUAUAAGUGUGCAUUAUUAAGAUAUAAUAUUAUUGAUGAAAUUAUAUUUUAACUUAUUUAUAUUUAUUAUACUAAUACCAACUUGUUUUCUUUUGUGUCCAAAUAUUUAUGUAAAAAUUAUUUGU
Molecule: messenger RNA, 1653 nt
Organism: Acyrthosiphon pisum (pea aphid)
Lineage: Eukaryota; Metazoa; Arthropoda; Insecta; Hemiptera; Aphididae
Product: phosphatidylinositol 3-kinase regulatory subunit gamma
Exons: 3
Coding region: 88-1392 (434 amino acids)
Biological process (GO): insulin receptor signaling pathway; phosphatidylinositol phosphate biosynthetic process
Cellular component (GO): phosphatidylinositol 3-kinase complex
Molecular function (GO): 1-phosphatidylinositol-3-kinase regulator activity
Source: RefSeq, a predicted model, not a curated record